This is a messenger RNA of Mollisia scopiformis, 972 nucleotides long. Its product is annotated as alcohol dehydrogenase. Lineage: Eukaryota; Fungi; Ascomycota; Leotiomycetes; Helotiales; Mollisiaceae. The record is from RefSeq and is a predicted model, not a curated record. Gene Ontology annotation, molecular function: aldose reductase (NADPH) activity. Bases 1 to 972 code for a protein of 323 amino acids. Gene Ontology annotation, cellular component: cytosol. The transcript has 2 exons.
AUGGCACUCAAUCGAACAUUUACGCUCAACACGGGAGCGAAAACCCCCGCCGUGGGCUUUGGCACAUGGCAGGCCGCGCCGAAAGAAGUUGAAAAAGCUGUCGAGAUUGCGCUGAAGUCCGGCUACAGGCAUGUUGACUGUGCUGCGAUAUAUCGUAACGAGACCGAAGUGGGAGAGGGGAUCAAGAAAAGUGGUGUGAAGAGAGAGGAUAUCUUCAUCACGGGAAAGCUGUGGAAUACCAAGCAUCGACCAGAAGAUGUGGAGAAGGCGUUGGAUAAGACCCUCGCGGACCUGGGAACCGAUUAUGUUGAUUUAUACCUCAUGCAUUGGCCUUGUGCUUUCAAACCAGGCGACAAAUUCUUCCCGCUGGACUCGGAUGGAGUCUUUGAACUGGAUGAUGUGGACCCUUCCGUGACAUGGAAAGCAAUGGAGGCUCUGAUCAAGACGGGGAAGGCCAAAGCGGUUGGAGUUUCCAAUUUCAACAUUCGUCGCCUCGAAUCUCUCCUCGCCACUUGCACAAUCGUUCCCGCGGUCAAUCAAAUCGAAGUUCAUCCCUAUCUGCAACAACCGAAGCUCUUGGAGUUUUGCAAAUCGAAAGGAAUCCAAGUAGAAGCAUACUCUCCCCUUGGAAACAACCAGACGGGCGAGCCACGGACCGUCGAUGAUGCCAAGGUGCACGAAAUUGGGAAGAAACUCGGAAAGGAUCCAGGACAGGUGCUCGUGAGUUGGGGAGUGCAACGCGGUCACGUCGUUCUCCCCAAGUCGGUCACGGAAUCCCGCAUCCAGAGCAAUUUCCAGGAUUUCGAAAUCCCUGCCGAUUCGUUCACGGAAUUGAAUGCUCUUGAACGUCACAAACGGUUUAACUUUCCGGCGCGUUGGGGCUUUGAUAUUUUCGGCGAGGCGGGCGAGGAGAUGGUCAAGAAGGCUGCGAAGGAUGCUGGGGAGGAAAAUAAGACGAAAUUCACUGUAUAG